Molecule: messenger RNA, 1615 nt
Organism: Condylura cristata (star-nosed mole)
Lineage: Eukaryota; Metazoa; Chordata; Mammalia; Eulipotyphla; Talpidae
Gene: RMDN2
Product: regulator of microtubule dynamics 2
Exons: 11
Coding region: 147-1379 (410 amino acids)
Cellular component (GO): cytoplasm; mitotic spindle pole; spindle microtubule
Molecular function (GO): microtubule binding
Source: RefSeq, a predicted model, not a curated record
AGGACGCUGCGGCCGCGUGCCGGACUUCGGAACCCGCGGGCUGUGGGGCUGCACUCCGCACGCUGCUGCCCUUCCGGCCCGGACCGGUAGCAGGCCCCCAGCCUCCCACUGCAGACAGGCCCGCGCGGUGAAGCAGAAAGCAAGCAAUGCCUCAUUCCACAAACAAGGAACUGAUACUCGGCAUCAUGGUGGGAACCACUGGAAUCAGCUUGCUGCUUUUGUGGUAUCACAAGGUUCGUAAACCAAGGACAGCAAUGAACAUACCUACCUUUCUUUCUCUGGACAACACACUGGAUUCAGUCGCUUUUCAAGAUAAAAUGCAUAGUGGUCAAGGAACAGCAGUGAUCUUUCAAAGAAAACAACUUCAAAUAUUAGAAAAGCUAAAUGAAGUCCUGACGAAUAUGGAAGAACUCAAGGAGGAAAUCAGAGUUCUUAAAGAAACCAUUCCAAAGCUGGAGGAAUAUAUACAAGGUGAACUUGGAGGGAAGAUAACAGCUCACAAGAUAAGCCCUCAGCACAGAGCUAGAAAAAGGAGGAUUGCCACAGUUCAAAGUUCAGCAACAAGUAAUAGUUCAGAAGAUGCAGAAAGUGAAGGCGGGUAUAUUACAGCUAAUACUGACACAGAAGAACAGAGUUUUCCAGUCUCAAAAACAUUUAACACACAAAUAGAAGACUUGAAUUUAGAUCUCCUUCUUCAAAAGGCAGAUAAUUUACGUAUGAAUGAGUCUAGUAAGAUGGAAAGUUUUGAACUACUUUGUGACCAUAAAGAAAAGUUUAGAGAUGAAAUUGAAUUUAUUUGGCGGUUUGCCCGUGCAUAUGGAGACAUGUGUGAGCUAUCUACAGAUACACAAGAAAAGAAACACUAUGCUAAUAUUGGAAAAACACUAGGUGAAAAAGCUAUUUCUAGAGCUCCCAUGAAUGGAUAUUGUCAUCUGUGGUAUGCAGUUUUGUGUGGGCACGUAUCUGAGUUUGAGAGCUUACAAAACAAAGUCAGCUAUGGACAGCGUUUCAAGGACCAUCUAGAUAAGGCAAUCCAGUUUUUACCUGAAGAACCCUUUUUGUAUUACCUCAAGGGAAGAUACUGUUACACUGUCUCGAAAUUGAGUUGGCUUGAGAGAAAAAUGGCUGCUACUCUGUUUGGAAAAAUACCAUCCUCAACUGUAGAAGAAGCUUUGCAAAACUUCCUUAAGGUUGAAGAACUAAGCCCUGGUUUUUCUAAGUCCAACUACAUGUACUUAGCCAAGUGUUAUAUCGAUCUUGAACAGAAAGAUGAGGCUCUGAAGUUCUGUAACUUGGCAUUGCUGCUGCCAUGUGUUACCAAUGAGGAUAAAGAUAUACAGAUAAUGGUGAAAAAAAUGAGCACUUCCUUGAAGAGGUAAAUAAAAGAACGUACUCUUCAACAAAUCAGAUGUGGUCUACUAAAGUUCAAAUUAAUCAAAAUUGUGGGUUAUUUUUAAUUAGCUUUUUUUUGUUUUGAUAUAAUGUAAUAUGCUCAGGUGUAAAGGUGAUACCAGUCUCUGCAUUCAGUAGUACUACAAAACUAAUCAUGUUACUUGGAGAAUUCUAUUUACUAUAAUGUCAGUACAAAAUGAUCUUUGCAAAUGUAUACUUUAUA